Sphaeroforma arctica JP610 is the source of this 3057-nucleotide messenger RNA. RefSeq lists its product as hypothetical. Gene Ontology annotation, biological process: nitrate assimilation. The record is from RefSeq and is a predicted model, not a curated record. Gene Ontology annotation, molecular function: NADP binding; nitrite reductase [NAD(P)H] activity; 2 iron, 2 sulfur cluster binding. The transcript has a single exon. Lineage: Eukaryota; Ichthyosporea; Ichthyophonida. Bases 1 to 3057 code for a protein of 1018 amino acids.
AUGACUGUGGCUAUGAGAAAGCACGUGGUGGUGAUCGGCAACGGGAUGGUGGGGCAGCGUUUCUGCGAGAAACUCCGCAAGUACGACACGGACAAAAAAUUUAAGAUCACUUGCGUCGGUGAGGAAUCGAGAAGGCACUAUAACCGCAUGCUCCUAACCGAGUAUUUUGAACACAAAACAGCCGAGAACCUAUAUCUCGCCGCUGAUGACUGGUACGCUACCAACGAGGUGGAUGUGAUGGUGGACGUGCAAGUUGAGUCUAUUGACCACGCAAAGAAGGAACUUAUCACAAAGGACAGUAAAGUUCCUAACAUUAAAUAUGACUAUGUUGUUUUAGCCACUGGUAGCUUUGCGUUCUUACCUCCUGUUCCCGGGCAUGACUACGAAGGCGUGUACGUAUAUCGUACCUUGACAGAUUUGGAUAACAUGCUGUCAUAUAUUCAUGAUACACCGCCUACAGAUGUACCUCGCCCAAAACCAAAGGCCGCGGCUGUGUUCGGCGGUGGGUUAUUAGGUCUCGAGGCAGCCAAAGCUUUACGCGAUGAAGGCCUGGAAGUAUGCAUCUUGGAGAUAAACCCAUGGCUGAUGCGUCGACAGCUCGAUGAACCUGGGGCUACUCUGCUGAAGAAUAAGGUCGAAGAAUUGGGUAUACGCGUUCAUGUGAAUGCAAAGUGUGGUAUUAUGGGCGAUAAUGGCCGCGUAACUGGUAUCCGGUUCGAAGACGGAACCGUAAAGGGGAUUGAGGUCGUUGUCUUUGCCUGUGGCAUCCGACCGCGCGAUGAGGUGGCAAAGGCUUCUGGUGUAAAUGUGCAUGAACGAGGUGGCAUUUUGGUCGACGAUAACCUCGCAACGAACGUGGAGGAUGUCUACGGCAUUGGAGAGUGCGUUAUCCACCAGGGGCGUGUGUACGGGCUUGUUAACCCGGGAUAUGCUAUGGCCGAUGUGCUUGCGCAUCGUUUGACUGAUAGUUCUGAUGUACGCAUAUUCGAGAGUGGUGAUAUGUCGACAAAGCUGAAGUUAAUGGGAGUGGACGUGGCCUCCUUCGGAAAUUACAUGCCUCCCAAGGACUCCAAGGAAUUCAUGCCUCUCGUAUAUGACAAUCCCGCUGAAGGAGUGUAUAGGAAAUUGAUUUUCACGGCCGAUGCGAAACAUAUUGUGGGCGGUAUGAUGGUGGGGGAUGCCUCGGAUUACUCCAAACUGCUUUUGACCUCCCAGUCUGCCAAGCCAUUGAAGGACUCGCCCAGUGUAUACCUGCUGGGAAAAGCAGCCAGUAGUGGAGCAGGCACGGUGACAGAAGACGAUCUUCCAGAUGAUGCACAGGUGUGCUCGUGCAAUGAUGUAACAAAAGGAGACAUCAAAAAGGCUAUACAUGAGCAAGGCUUGACGUGUCUGAAGGAUGUGAAAACAUGCUCAAGUGCGGGAACGGGCUGUGGUGGAUGUGUGCCCAUGGUGAAAGAUAUACUGGACUUUGAGAUGAAGAAAAUGGGCGCCACAGUCGACAAUUCUCUGUGUGAGCAUUUUGCGUAUACGCGAAAGGAGAUGUUCGAUAUGAUACGUAUCAAGGAGUACUGCACUUUUACUGCUGUCCUUAAGGACCAUGGCACCGGCUUCGGAUGCGAGAUCUGUAAACCAACUGUAGCAUCCAUCCUUGCCUCGCUCUACAACUCGCACAUCCUUGACGGAGAACUGUUUACACUGCAAGAUUCCAACGAUCGUUUCCUGGCCAACUUGCAGAAGAACGGCACGUACUCUGUAAUCCCCCGCAUUCCAGGGGGAGAAAUCACUCCGGAGAAGCUCGUAGUGAUCGGUGAUGUCGGCAAGAAGUACGGUCUAUACACCAAGCUCACCGGUGGACAGCGAAUCGAUCUGCUGGGCGCUAUGGCCUGGCAGCUACCGCACAUAUGGAAGGAUCUGGUUGAUGCUGGGUUUGAAUCCGGGCAUGCGUAUGGAAAGGCGUUGCGCACAGUGAAAAGUUGUGUUGGUAGCGCCUGGUGCAGAUACGGCCGAGGAGAUGCAGUGGGCCUGGCAAUCAUGCUGGAAGAAAGGUACCGCGGCAUACGGUCACCUCACAAGCUCAAGGGCGGUGUGUCGGGAUGUGUGCGCGAGUGUGCGGAGGCACAGAGCAAGGACUUUGGGCUGAUCGCUACCGAGACGGGGUAUAACUUAUAUGUAGGAGGCAACGGUGGUACUACACCCAGGCAUGCGCAGCUGUUUGCCUCAGAUAUCAGUGAGGAGCUCGUGAUCAAGUACAUCGAUCGAUAUCUGAUGUACUACAUCCACACGGCCGAUCGCCUGGAGCGCACUGCGAAGUGGCUGACGAAGUUGGAGGGAGGAGUUGAGCAGCUUAAGCGUGUUGUCAUCGAUGAUGCCUUAGGCCUGGCCGAGACACUGGACGCCCACAUGGCUCUGUUGAUUGACACGUAUGUAUGUGAGUGGAAGAAGGUGGUCGAUAACCCCGAGAGAUGGGCCUACUUCGACCAGUUCCGCAACACCACUGCCAAGCAGGAUAUGAUCACACUGGAGUCUACCAGAGAUCAGAUCCGACCGGUGAUGUUGCCUACGCCUCCCUCGAGCCCGAGUGGCGCUGAGCGAGCACUGCUGGAAUAUGAGAAGACGAAGAUGGAGUGGAUUCCCGUUGGAGAAGCCAAGCAAUACGCACCGAAUAGCGGGGGGUCGAUCUUGUAUGGUGCGACUCAACUGGCUGUGUUCCACACGGCGCGCAACUGGAAUGGUAUAGAGCAGGUGGCCUGGUAUGCGACCCAGAAUAUGUGCCCGCAUACAAAUGCGUUUGUUCUAUCCAGCGGAAUGGUGGGGGAUAGCAACAGCAAGAUGAAGGUGGCAUGUCCUCUGCACAAGAAUACAUUCGAUCUGGAGACAGGGCAGUGUCUGACGAUGGACCAGUACAAACUCUACCAGUUCGAUAUGAAGGAGGUGGAUGGCGAGUUGUAUGCGUUGUUGCCUCCUACAGCUGUGGUUGAUGCAGUGCUCGCUACGCAAAAGUUUUUGUCUGUGGAUGCUGAGAUGGAGUUGAGUAAGUGUGCCAAGUUGGACUGGUAA